Messenger RNA from Aspergillus glaucus CBS 516.65, 626 nucleotides. RefSeq lists its product as uncharacterized. NCBI's taxonomy places the organism in Eukaryota, Fungi, Ascomycota, Eurotiomycetes, Eurotiales, Aspergillaceae. The record is from RefSeq and is a predicted model, not a curated record. The transcript has a single exon. The coding region runs from base 200 to 481 and encodes 93 amino acids.
CACUCUCCUAUGCCAAUGACCGAAUCUUAACACCCGAAAUCAUGCGCACGCUAAUCAUCCUCUACAUCGGCCCUCACAACCAGCCCAACUUCAACAAAGGCUACUUCCUCUCCCCCAUCCUCGCAGCGGAUUCCCUCCUCGCCCAGUUCCCAAGAUCUACUUCCUAACCGGCGAGCGCAAUCCACUGGUCGAUGAUAUAAUGACUUUUGCAGGACGUCUGCGCCAGGCGAAACUAAAUCAGUUCCUGGACGCACAGGGGAUGGGUCUUAUCGAUGAACGCAGGAUAUUCGACGAGAAACACCAUAUGGAGGUAUUCUUGCUACCAGGUAUCUCGCAUGGAUUCUUCCAAAUGGUCAGCUUUUUCCCGGAGGGGUGGAGGUAUUUUCAUCGGAGUGUGGAGUGGAUUAGGGAGAUGUUCGAGGGGGGUGAGGUGGUUGAUUGGAAGAGUGCUCUGGAUGCAAAAACGCAGACAGCUGGAUAAUUAUGGGAGAAAGAUGCCGCUAUUUCUAUGCCGGCACGCAAGUGCAGCGUGGGCAGUUUGUGUAGCGAGGAGGAUAUUUUUGACCGAAGAAUGAAUGGAUUGACUAGAGGAUUGAUGUACUGACGUACAUCUGGACGUGAAGGGC